GAUGUACGGCAACGUGGCAACAGGCUCGCAGGGACAGGAGCCACUGUGGGUGCCCGUUCCCGGCACCCAGGAAGCCUGCAGCACCCCAUGCUCCGCUGAGGAGAACCUCUACGAGCCCUUGGACCCCCUGGAUGCCACACCAAGCCUCCCGCGAGCCCCUGAGGCCCCCGCCCUGGCCAAGAGCCAUGGCUCCAGCAGGGCCCAACACCGCGGCACCUCCAGCCCAGGGGGCCGGGCUCUCCCACCCGGCUGCCCCGGGUCUCGGCGGGUGCUAGCCAUCGCCGUGGCCCUGGGCAUCUCGGUGGCCCUCAACGUGCUCCUCCUCACCCUGCACAUGCGGCCGAGUACAAACAAGACAGCAGAGGCGGUGGAAGAUCCAACCGGGGCCUCCCUCUCCUUCGCGCUGUACAACGAAGCGCACGCCAAAUGCGCCGAAGCCCGCGGGCAGCAGCUGACGGCCGCGCCGUGCCGGCUCGGCGCCCCGGAGCAGCGUUUCCAGUGGGAGCCCCAGGGGCGGCUGCGCAGCGGGGGCCCCGGCGGCCCCUGCGUGACGGUGGCCCAGCCGCUCGACCGCAUCUUGGUGGGGCUCAAGCCCUGCGGGGCGCCCGGCACCCUGCAGCGCUGGGAGCGCCACGCCGGCGGUUUGCUGGCCCUGGCCGGCCACGAGCUGUAUUUCAACUACGGCCACAACAAGCAGCACCUGGUGAUGCUCUACACCGGCGACCGCGAGUGGAGCCGCUGGCUGGAGUGCGACGCCGGCCGGGCCGCCUGCACCAACUCCUGCAGCCCGCCCUGCGCCAAGGGCUGGAGCCAUUUCGAGGACUCCUGCUACUUCGCUUCGGCCACGGCGCUGGCCUGGGAGGAGGCUCAGCACCUCUGCGUGGCCCUGGGCGCCCACCUCCUCGAGGUCGACAGCCCCCGCGAGCAGGAGCACGUGCGGCGCCUGGUGCGGGGCGCCUGCUGGCUGGGCCUGCGGGACGAGGCGGCCGAGGGCACGUGGACGCGGGCCGACGGCAGCGCGGUGUCACCGGAGGCCGGGCGGUGGCAGGCGGGGCAGCCGGACGGCGGGCGUCGGGAGAACUGCGUCGUGGCCGGGGAGGACGGCGCCUGGAGCGACCGGCCCUGCGGCAGCCGCCACGCCUGGGUGUGCGAGGGGCAGGCCCGAGGCGGCGCCGCGCCGUGCCACACGCCGUGACACGCCUCGACACGCCUCGGCACGCCUCGACACACCUCGACAUGC
Molecule: messenger RNA, 1240 nt
Organism: Dromaius novaehollandiae (emu)
Lineage: Eukaryota; Metazoa; Chordata; Aves; Casuariiformes; Dromaiidae
Product: macrophage mannose receptor 1-like
Exons: 7
Coding region: 2-1195 (397 amino acids)
Source: RefSeq, a predicted model, not a curated record